CGAACCUGAACCUACCCGCAGUGGAAAAGAAAACCGAAAAGAAACCGCUCUCCGUCUCCAUUCCAUCGCGAAAUCGUGCAUUUCAUUUACUCGUCGAUUAGCAGAGUCGCAGGACGAUCGUGCCGGCGUCGAAAAUAUAAAAAUUUCGAUUAUUUACCAACGUGUAAUCGCUUCGCGUCGAUGCGUUUGUUAAUUGCCGCGUAAUCGGGCGAGAGAAUGUCGCGAAAACGGCGCUGCUUUGUGGUCGAUAAAUUAGUGAAAAUCGAGUGGUAAAUUAGUGGAGAUUGGAUAAUGGUGGAUUUGAAGAACGAGCCGGAUUCCGGGGCGAAAAAGUCGCGGGGUAUCUCGGUGACGAUGGUGAAGAAUUGGCUGAGUUUGUCGGAGAAGCGGCGGGAGCCCUUUCAGAAGAUGCCCGAUACGUUGUUGAGAUCGCUGAAGAGGAGAUCGUUGAGGAUGAAACGCAGCAAAUCGUUUAUGUUGAAGCCUGAUUCGUUCGUCAAUUCGCAAGAGUGGACGCUGUCCCGUUCGGUGCCCGAUUUACGCUUGGGCAUCGUCGGUUCGCUCUCGUCCGGCAAAUCGGCGCUCGUCCAUCGCUACCUCACCGGCUCCUACAUGCAGGAGGAGUCGCCCGAAGGGGGCCGCUUCAAGAAGGAGAUCGUCCUCGACAAUCAGAGCUAUUUGCUGUUGAUCAGAGACGAGGGCGGACCGCCCGAACUACAAUUUACCGCAUGGGUGGACGCCGUCAUUUUCGUGUUCAGUUUGGAAAACGAAUCGUCGUUCAACGCCAUUUUCAAUUAUUACACGAAAAUGUCGCAUUACAGGAACACGGCCGAGAUCCCUUUGAUUCUAGUAGGCACUCAAGAUGCAAUUAGCGAAAAUAAUCCGCGCGUGAUAGACGAUUCUCGCGCCAGGAAAUUAGCCAACGACCUGAAGAGGUGCACCUAUUACGAAACGUGCGCUACCUACGGACUUAACGUCGAACGAGUGUUCCAAGAUGCUUGCCAGAAAAUCGUGCAGCAAAGAUUGUCCGCAUCGACGUUGUGUUUGACGCCUACGAAUUCGAGACCGUCGACGCCGAACAACCAUUACUAUCCGGGCUCCAUGUCCGUACAGAGGCAUUUGUUGCAGGGCAACAACGGGUACUCCCAGCACGGUACUGCCCAGCCCCACAUGUCGCCCGGCCACAAUCACACCAUAUGCCACAAGGAUAUUCUCAAUGCUCAAACGGUAGAUUUGCGACAAGUACACACGCUCAAAUCGAACCCCACGCAUUUCGUCCAUCGAGACCUAUGUUCAGACAGCAACAAAGAAAUCGUGUAUAAAUCAUCGGAGGAAAAAUGGAAUUCCUCGACGUCGACAAUCGGUAGUCACGCCUCGUCUCAGAACGUGACAGAAAACAACAACCUGGCGAAAUUCUCGGCGCCCCAUUCGCUCGACAACCUCCAAAUCGUCCACGGCAACGCCUCCAAGGACAACAAAGACCUGCCGACGCCGAAUUCGACGCCGACGACGUCGCGCAAGACGCGCCGCCGCUCGAAUUUGUUCACGCCGAGCAAGAAGGGCGACGAGAAGCUGAAGAACGGCGGCGACUUCGGCAGCGGCCGCGCCAUACCGCUCAAACAGGGCUACCUCUACAAGAAGAGCAGCAAACCGUUGAACAAAGAAUGGAAGAAGAAGUACGUGACGUUGUGCGACGACGGCCGAUUGACCUACCAUCCCAGCUUGCACGACUACAUGGACGACGUGCACGGCAAGGAGAUACCGUUGCAGUACGUCACCGUCAAAGUGCCCGGCCAGAAGCCGAGAGGCUCGAAGUCGAUCAUCACGGUGGCCGGCGGCGGUCACUACACCAGCGUCAGCGAAUCCUUCGGCGGGCUAUCCCUAGCAGGCAAAGAACGAAGGGCAAACGAACGCGUCGCGACGCUCGGCUCCUUCGAUCCCGCCAAGGAGGCGUCGCGGUACGCGCAGCAGGCGAGCGGCGACGAGGGCAUGGUCCUAUCGAGCAGCAAUUCCUUCCUCAACGGCGAAGUCGCCGCCAAAACGGACACGCCGCACGUCAAAAAGCGACAUCGGCGCGUCAAGAGCAGCGGCCUCAAGAAUUCCGAAUUCGACGAUACCGAAGCGAACGAGUUCUACAUAGUGUCGUUGGACAACAAGCAAUGGCAUUUCGACGCUUCGAACGGCGACGAGCGCGACGAGUGGGUGUCGGCGAUCGAACAGCAAAUACUGAAUUCGUUGCAAUCGAACGAAACGUCGAAGGCGAAAGGGGCGAAUCCGACGGAGGCGAGUACGAUACAAUCGAUAAAGACGCGCGUCGCCGGCAACGGAUGUUGCGCCGAUUGCGACGCUCCCAAUCCCGAUUGGGCGAGCCUGAAUUUGGGCGUGUUGGUGUGCAUCGAAUGCUCGGGCAUCCACAGGAACUUGGGAUCUCACAUAUCACGCGUGCGAUCGAUGGAUUUGGACGAAUGGCCUCCGGGAAAUUUGGCGGUGAUGCUGGCCAUCGGCAACGCCUUGGCGAAUUCGGUGUGGGAGUGCCAGUUGCACAACCGUUGUAAACCGAACGCGCAGAGCACGCGCGAGGAGAAAGAACGAUGGAUAAGGGCGAAGUACGAGCACAAGGAAUUCCUGCCGGCGCCCAACAACACCAUGCCCUUGGGUCAACAAUUAAUCGAUUCGGUUUGCGCGUCGAACAUCAAAGGAAUCGUCGGCGUACUAGCGAGAGCGAAUAGCGAAGAAGUCAACACCACUGUAGGUCCGAGGGAUUUGAGGACGCCAUUGCAUUUGGCUUGCGCCAUGGGCAACUUGGCGGUGGCCCAACUGCUCAUAUGGUACAACGCCGACGUGGAAUGCGUCGAUCAGGACGGCCGGACGUGUUUGGCGUACGCCAAGGCGGCGGCGAGCAUAGCCAAGGCGAAAUCGCAGACGGACGCCGACGUAUCGGAGGCGGCCUGCAAGGCGCUGGUCGAUUUGCUGUUGUGUUUACAUUGCCCGGAGGCGGCGAGCGUGUCGAUAAGCGGGACGAUACCGCGACGAAGGGGCGGCGAUCACGACAAGACGGCGUCGAGCGCGCUUUAAGCCGGGCGUGGGGGCGGGUAAAUUGGUACACCGGUAAACUGCGCUUGAUCUGCGAUAUGUAUACAUGGUUGCCGGCGUGCGUUUAAUUUCGUUGUAAGUAGCUAAUGAGAGGGUGGUGAGUAGAGGAAGAGGCGCUUGUUGACAACUUUGACGUAUCGUUAGUGGGAUCAUGCGCAGUGUACGAGCAGCCUAAUAGCGAAUAUUACCAUUGUUGGUGUUGUAGCCUAUAUUUACUACCGUGACUUUGUGGUUUUUUUUUGUUUCGUGUACUGGUAAGUACGCGGAAUGGAUUAGGAAAAAGUUUAACUAGUGGGAUGAUUUUCAGGAAAAUUGUUGUUGUUUUUUUUAUAACUUUUGAAACGUACAGACUUUUAUACGUCAAUUUUUUAUGACUUCGUACUUACGAGAAGAGCUUGCAUUUUGUAGCGUGUAAGGAAAUUAACGUUUUCGAUAUUUUUUACGGGAUAAUUUUUUUAUCCUCGCGACUGAUUAAAUUAUUAUAUUCGGAAUAAUCGCUUCAGACCUUGUUUUGACGUCUUUGAUCGUAUUUUCGUUAUGAAAGUACGUUUCAUUAUUUUGCGAUCAAAGAUGCUCAAUUACCGUUUUAAUUAAUUCUAAAUGUGGACGAGUUAUUUGAAUGUUGAAAAUAUUUGCAAGAAACAAUCAGAGUUCUAAUAAGAAUAAUCUCACGUAUGCUAAGCACUGAUAUGUACUUAAUUGUUUCGAUGGCGAAAUAGUACAGAAAUCACGAUCUUUUUGCACUGUUUUCCUAAGCAAAAAAAUAAAUACAAACUUUCUCGCUAUUACGGAAUACGAUUCAGUUUGUAUUUGUUGUUCUUUGUAGUCUAACAAUUGUGAUGUUAUUAAGACUACUUAAAAGAUAUAAUGUUUGUACCUUGUAGUUUUUAAAUUAAAUCGGAAAAAAAUAUUAUUCUUAUCGUAUUUAAUUCUGAUUUUUUUAACGUUUCACCGGCUUCGUUGUAAUAAUUAACUCGAGAUUAUUUAUUUGCCGUAGUUUUUUUUCUGUUAUUCUGUUCACCAAAGAAUUUUUAUGUAUUCUUUAUUGUUUUGUAUAUAAUGAUGAAUUAUGUACAGAAAUUUAUAUAUGUUGUUUCUCCCUUAAUAAAUAUGUUCAAUAUAA
Messenger RNA from Phyllotreta striolata, 4216 nucleotides. Lineage: Eukaryota; Metazoa; Arthropoda; Insecta; Coleoptera; Chrysomelidae. The record is from the annotation of a GenBank genome assembly.